Molecule: messenger RNA, 180 nt
Organism: Tetrahymena thermophila SB210
Lineage: Eukaryota; Ciliophora; Oligohymenophorea; Hymenostomatida; Tetrahymenidae
Exons: 2
Molecular function (GO): protein binding
Source: RefSeq, a predicted model, not a curated record
UUUCAAUAAAAUUGGUGAUGAAGGUGCAUCAGGCUUAGGUUCUGCUUUAGCAAAGUGCAUUAAUCUCUCAAAUUUGACACUUGACCUUAGUCUCAAUGAAAUUGGUGAUUAAGGUGCAUCAGGCUUAGGUUCUGCUUUAGCAAAGUGCAUUAAUCUCUCAAAUUUGACACUUAUCCUUAG